ACAGUAAAAAGUGUUGUAGGUAUGUAUGCUCGUAGUAUCAUUUUAACAAGGUAAUUAUAGCUGUAUUACGAUUUAGUUUUUUAGAACGCGUAUAAAAUUGGGAAGAUGUGGAAAUUAACAAUUUUCUUCUACUUUUCGAUUUACUGUUUAGAUUCUAAUAAGGCAUCUCAGUUAUCGACCGACGAUGAUUGGUGGAAGACAGCUACAUUUUAUCAAAUAUAUCCAAAAUCGUUUAAAGAUUCUGAUGGUAACGGGAUAGGUGAUCUACAAGGUGUGAUCGAAAAGUUGGAUUAUAUUAAAGAUCUAGGAGUCACUGGUGUUUGGUUGUCUCCUAUUUUUAAAUCUCCACAGGCUGAUAACGGAUACGAUAUUAGUGACUAUAGAGAUAUUGACCCACAGUUUGGAACCCUGGAAAUAUUUUUAGAACUCUUGAAAGAAGCACAUCAGCGAGGAAUAAAAGUGAUUCUGGACUACGUUCCUAAUCAUACGAGUGAGCAGCACGAAUGGUUUAAAAAAUCUGAAAAUGGAGAAAAGCCUUAUGAUGAAUACUAUAUUUGGAAAGAUGGAAAAAAUGGAUCAAAAACGGAACCUCCAAAUAAUUGGCUUGGCGUUUUUGGACAUUCUGCUUGGACUUGGAGCGAAAAAAGACAACAAUUUUAUUACCACAAGUUUCUAAAAGAACAACCUGAUUUGGAUUAUCGCAAUCCAUUGGUCAGAAAGGAAAUGAAAGACGUUUUAUCAUUUUGGUUAGAUACUCAUAACGUGGAUGGUGUCAGGAUGGAUGCAAUCGCUAGUCUAGUAGAAGAUGCUGCAUUUCUUGAUGAGCCUAAAUCCAAUAUACCUGGUGUACCUGACUUUCAAUACGAUUAUCUAACUCACAUUUAUACAGAAAAUCAACCAGAGACUUACGAAGUGGUUUAUGAAUGGAGAAGUCAUUUGGAAUCCAUUUCAAAGAAAAAAGAAAGUUCAAGAAUAUGUAUGGCUGAAGAUGGGGCAAAUUUCACAGUUACUUUGCCGUAUUAUGGUAAUGCUAACGGAUCUGUAUUAGGAGCCCACUUCCCCUUUAAUUUCUUCUUUCUCCCACUGAAUACCACAUCUAAUGGAGCAGAAAUAGCGAGUAUAAUAAACGAAUGGUUAAUUCGACUUCCAAAAAUAUAUACCUUAAACUGGGUGCUAGGUAACCACGAUAAUCAUCGAAUCGCUUCAAGAGUAGGCAAAGAAAAAGUUGAUGCCUUAAAUAUGCUAACAGCAGUUUUACCCGGCAUACAAGUAACGUACAAUGGUGAAGAAAUCGGUAUGGAGGAUGGAGAAGUGACUUGCGAACAAGGCGAUGAUCUAACCAGUAAUUGUACACUUUAUCCUUCUGUAAGUCGAGAUUUUGAAAGAACUCCUUUCCAAUGGGACAACAGCGAAUUCGCCGGAUUCACUAACGGCACAUCUACUUGGUUGCCUGUUAGUCGCAACAAAGAUAAUUGCAAUGUUGCCGAUCAACUUAAAGACGAUAGAAGUCAUUUAAAUAUUUAUAAAAGUUUACAAAAAUUAAGACAGACACUAAACAGUAGAUCAGAAAUUGAAGUGAGUGCCCAAGGAAACGAUAAAAAUAUAUUGGCAGUAGUAAGGUUUAACAAAGUUAACGGAGCAAACUCUGAUUUGGUUGAGUUUAUUUGCAAUUUGGGAAACUCAGCAGCUGAUGUUACUUUGGUUGAUAAUAACAAUAUUGCAUUAAAAGUACUUAUAAGUAGUAAAAAUUCAAAACGAAAGCCUGGUGAUAUUGUUAGCAGCAGAACGUUGGUACUUGAUCCAUACGAAGCCCUUAUUCUCGGAGAGGUUUAGUUAUUAACGACUUUAAUACUAGCUUUUAAAUUUAUUUAGACUGUAAAAUUAGUAUUUAAAUAAAAUUAUAUUAAUU
Molecule: messenger RNA, 1909 nt
Organism: Diabrotica balteata
Lineage: Eukaryota; Metazoa; Arthropoda; Insecta; Coleoptera; Chrysomelidae
Source: the annotation of a GenBank genome assembly